AGAAGUAAUUCCAUAACUGCAGCCCUCGUGUUAAAAAGGGCCAAAUCAACAUUUAGUCUGUCAGAAGAUGCCCUCCUUGUGAGUAAAUUAUCUCUAAAUUUUGGAUGGAAUGUUUGGUGAGAAUGACAGACAGAGGUAUUCCAUUGCAGAACUCAUUGCUACUUCCUGUGUUUUGGUACUUUUGAAAUGACAUUUAACAUGUGAAACUAUGAUAUUUACCACAGAUAAAACUCCACCAAACCAAGUCCUGUGCACUUAAUGUCAGUGUCAUUGAACCCUUUGUGUUUUUGAACAGUUUUAUGGAACGGUCCAAAACUCACCACAGGACACAUAAUUUCUGUAACUGAAGGAAAAGACGUCACCGUCAGUUGUUGGUUUUAUUUCCCUGGAAGCAAAAAAGUUUUCUGCAAAAAUGACUGUAAAAAUAAAGAGGACAUUUUGGUGCAGACUUCAAGAAUACAAGACUGGAAUAAAAGAUACAGCAUCGAAUAUUGGAUAAAAAGAGUUUAUAUAAUGGAUGUGACAAUCAAAAAUGUGACCAAGUCGGAUUCAGGAAAAUACCAGUGUGUGUUAGAAAGAUCAAUUCAAAAUGGUUACUAUGAAUUUAUAAUUGAAGUCACUCAAGAAUUUGUUCCAAAAUCAAAAGUUAUUCUCAAACCCAGUGUCACACCUUCGCCCUCCUGUGGAUCUACUGAGUUGCAGACACUUCCUCUCACUACAUUCACAGAGCCUAGUCAAACUGAAAACACAACACCUCUGCAGCCCUCAACAGCGCCACCUUCUGCACCAGCAGGGAUGUUGUACUUUGUGGCUGUUCCCAUGUUAGUCUGUGUGGUUGGUUUAUCUGUGAUUUUAUUGUUGUUAUACAUGAGAAGCAACAGAAACAGAACAGAAGAGAAUCCUGUAAAUACAAACAACAUUCAAAUACCAGAAGUGGACGGCCUGUAUGAGAUACAAGAGGACUUCAGCCACAAAUGGGCCAGUACAGUUUAUGCUUCAGUGAUCUACACUCUGACAUCAGCACCCAGUGACCAUCCCGUAUAUGACAACAUUCAAUGCAGGAAAUAG
Molecule: messenger RNA, 1068 nt
Organism: Boleophthalmus pectinirostris (great blue-spotted mudskipper)
Lineage: Eukaryota; Metazoa; Chordata; Actinopteri; Gobiiformes; Gobiidae
Exons: 5
Coding region: 514-1068 (184 amino acids)
Source: RefSeq, a predicted model, not a curated record